AUGCCGGGCGACAACGAGACCUUCUAUCUGCGAUACUACUCGGGACACUCUGGGCGGUUCGGACAUGAGUUUCUAGAAUUCGACUUCAAGUCUCUUGGAGACGGCCGCAGUGCCUCCGCGCGCUAUGCGAACAACUCGAACUACCGCAAUGAUUCCCUCAUCCGCAAAGAAAUGUGCGUCAGCUCGCUGCUGAUACAGGAGAUUAAACGGAUCAUCAAAGAGAGCGAGAUUCUCAAGGAAGACGACUCGAAAUGGCCGCAGAAAAACAAAGAUGGACGACAGGAGCUCGAGAUUCGACUUGGGAAUGAACACAUAUCAUUCGAGACAGCAAAGAUAGGCUCGCUUGUCGAUGUCACCGAGUCGGCGGAUCCUGAGGGCCUGCGAGUCUUCUACUAUCUCGUACAGGACCUCAAGGCACUCGUCUUUUCACUAAUAUCCCUCCACUUCAAGAUUAAACCCAUUUAA
Trichophyton rubrum CBS 118892 is the source of this 465-nucleotide messenger RNA. RefSeq lists its product as uncharacterized. The record is from RefSeq and is a predicted model, not a curated record. Gene Ontology annotation, cellular component: nucleus; exon-exon junction complex. The transcript has 7 exons. The coding region runs from base 1 to 465 and encodes 154 amino acids. Gene Ontology annotation, biological process: RNA splicing. NCBI's taxonomy places the organism in Eukaryota, Fungi, Ascomycota, Eurotiomycetes, Onygenales, Arthrodermataceae.